CUGGCGGGAACCCGGAUCGCAGCUUGGGCAAUUGGCACCUGGCGCUAUGGGGUCACUUCCUCCUUCCCCAGGCUGAACUGUCAAAUCGUCGGCAAUUCAAACCUCACGGUAAAGCAACCACCAACGGAAGAAUUCAGACAGCUAUAUAGCGCUGGCCAUCACACGCUCGUUACUUCUCAAAUUCUUAAUUACGACUAGACUUUUAUCCAAUCUUUACCUCCCCCACCUAGAUGAAGCUCGGGCACAACUCACAUCAUGGCCAGUAAACAAGUUCAGUGGCCCCAACGGCUUGCCAGCUUCCCAACUUUAAUAUGGCCACACUUAACUAUGGUUAAUCUCCUUCGUCUGGUCUGGCUCAGCACUGUCUAUUACGACGAACGUCAAGUGUAUAAGUCCGCAAUGGCAGCCUGUUAUUGGAAUAAUUGGGAGAACUGGGGACCGGAAACUGUCCCCCACCGAAUAGUUCUAGUUGCCGACCCGCAGAUAGUAGACCGACACACAUACGCUCAUCGAGGAAUCGCUCUCUCCGCAGCUAUAUUCUACACUGACCUAUACAUGUCCCGCUCUUACGACAGUAUCAUCGAUCACCUCAACCCCUCCACAGUUAUUUUUCUCGGCGACCUCUUUGACGGGGGCCGGGAGUGGGAGCUUACCGAUGAUUAUUGGUUAUCCGAGUACGCUCGGUUCUCCAAAGUGUUCCCUUCUACUCCGUACCGGAGAACUGUGCAGUCUUUGCCGGGAAACCACGAUAUCGGGGUAGGCAAUGGCAUCAAGGAGAGCGUCCUGGAGCGAUUUCGGCUAUUCUUCGGAGAAGGAAACAGUCUUUUAGCUCUCGGAAACCACUCGAUUAUACUGCUAGACACCCCAUCACUUUUGAAUGAUGUCAAUCCAAGGAUCCACAACCCACCCCGAGACUUCCUAGACUCCCUCCCAGACCUCCUCUCCCCCAACCCCCCCCUUCCGCCACACAUAAUCCAAAAUUCCUCAAUUCCCGCAUCCCCAUCUCCCGAACAAACCAACCUAAACCCCGUAAUCCUCCUUUCGCAUAUCCCCCUCCACCGACCAGCAGACACCCCUUGUGGCCCUCGCCGCCAAUCCCAGAAGCCAAUCCGCAUCGGCGGCGGAUACCAGUACACCAAUACUCUCCCAGAACUCCUCUCACAAGAGAUCCUACACAAAACUGGUGCAAAGCAUGUAUUCUCUGGUGACGACCACGACUCAUGCACCGUCGCCCAUGAAUACGACGACGGAAAGCAGAAGGCGGAGGAAGUGACUGUUAGAACGUUCGCUUGGACAAUGGGUGUGCGCCAGCCGGGGUUCUUAAUGGUUAGCUUGUUGAAUGAUGGAUUAAGGGAUGGGAAGGAAACGGUGCUGGUUCACGAGUGCCUGCUGCCGGACCAGAUCGGGAUUUAUCUAGGGUAUGUCGAGUUAGUUGUCCACACUUUAGUCAUUGUGCUUUUGAAUAUGGUCCGGAGGAGGGGCGGAGUCUGGUGGUGGUGCCGUUGUUUGAGACCGAGAGGAGGCGAGGGAGAGGAUAAGGGGAAACGAGAGGGAUUGUUGGGAAUUGUCCAGAGUGAGAGGGGUGCCGGGAUGGAAGGGGGUGUGGGGAAGAAACAGAAUAGGGAGUGCUGCAGGGAGUUUUUUGGGGAUCUAAGGGACUUGGUGAUUGUGGUUGUCCCGUUUUAUUUGGCUUUGCUGGUGUUAUGGUAG
Tuber melanosporum (Perigord truffle) is the source of this 1710-nucleotide messenger RNA. RefSeq lists its product as uncharacterized. Bases 256 to 1710 code for a protein of 484 amino acids. Gene Ontology annotation, molecular function: hydrolase activity. Gene Ontology annotation, cellular component: endoplasmic reticulum. NCBI's taxonomy places the organism in Eukaryota, Fungi, Ascomycota, Pezizomycetes, Pezizales, Tuberaceae. The transcript is spliced from 3 exons. Gene Ontology annotation, biological process: GPI anchor biosynthetic process. The record is from RefSeq and is a predicted model, not a curated record.